Seriola aureovittata is the source of this 1560-nucleotide messenger RNA. RefSeq names its product GS homeobox 2 (gene gsx2). Lineage: Eukaryota; Metazoa; Chordata; Actinopteri; Carangiformes; Carangidae. The record is from RefSeq and is a predicted model, not a curated record. Gene Ontology annotation, molecular function: DNA-binding transcription factor activity, RNA polymerase II-specific; sequence-specific double-stranded DNA binding. The transcript is spliced from 2 exons. Gene Ontology annotation, biological process: regulation of DNA-templated transcription. The coding region runs from base 404 to 1120 and encodes 238 amino acids. Gene Ontology annotation, cellular component: nucleus.
AUGUAAUUUUACAGCAGCGCGAGUAUUUAUGAUCUUUGAGGCUUUGUUUAAACUUUUGGAAUAAUUUGCAGAACUUUAAAUGAAUCUGAGCAGAAUAAAAGCGGCGCCUGGUUUUAUUUUUUCUUGUGUCCGAGACUUUUUUUUUUUUUCCAAAUUCGGGGAUAAAAAGAGAAAAUCUGCAAGUUGUGAUUGGAGGCCCGGGGAGACGUCACGUGGUUUGGGUCGCUGACAGUAUAAACCCUUACCGCCGGCUGCGCACGUGGGUGACGCUGCAGGGCCAACCCUCUUCGGGGUCCCUUUUGUUGAACCAUCAAACAUAAGCACCUUUGGAGAUCCCGAGGGGUUCAGAUGAGAAACAGCCAUCAUCUUGCGCGCGGAGCCAUCACUUCUGAGCGGCGCAGUCAUGUCCAGGUCCUUCUACGUCGACUCUUUAAUAAUCAAGGACACGGUGCGACCGGGACCGGCUGAGCACCCGGGACACGACUUCCUCAUUCCCAUCAGCAUGCACUCUCCCAGCGUCAUGACGGUCACGGCUCCGGUGUGCCCGUCCAGGAAAAACGGGACUUUCUGUGUUUGCCCGCUGUGCGUCACGUCCCACAUCCACUCUUCCCGCAGCGGCAUCCCCAUGCUGAAGAGUCAGUUUCCGGGAGCGGAGGCGCAGUACUGUCAGAGGAUAGCGCACCAGCAGUCUCCGGCACUGGCUCACCCGGGACACACACCUGUCUGCACGCCCACCUUCAGCGUCACAGACCCCAGGAGAUACCACUGUCUUUCUAUUGGCGCCUCUGACAACAGCCACAUACAGAAUGGCAAGAGGAUGCGCACGGCUUUCACGAGCACGCAGCUCCUGGAACUUGAACGGGAGUUUUCCACGAACAUGUAUCUGUCGAGACUCAGAAGAAUCGAAAUCGCCACGUAUUUGAACCUGUCGGAGAAACAGGUGAAAAUCUGGUUUCAGAACCGCCGCGUGAAGCACAAGAAGGAGGGCAAAGCCACCCAGAGGAGCGCGCACAGCGGGUGCAAGUGCACAAGCGCUCACACAGACUAUUCAAGGUCAGAGGACGAGGAGUCUCUGUCUCCUGCCUCUGCUACGGAAGAGAAAGAGGUGUCACCCAUCUGAGAGGAACACGACCCCCCCCCCCCCCCCCCACAGUUCCCUCUGCACUCUGCCCUGCUACAGUUUUGGGUUUUUGCAUCACGCAAUGUCUGAGCCACAAAAAAACAAAUCUCCUGCAUGAAGUCUGAGGAGCUGAAUGUUGUUCUUCUGCUGUUCAAAAAUAAUUAAAGGAAAAAAUAUGUGAAUUGAAAUAUUUGGAAACAUGAUGCUGAUGUUCUCACCUGCUGAUCCGAGUUCCCCCCCAUCCACCCCCCCCACCCCUCCCAGUACAUGUUCUGCCUGAUAUCCCAUCACUGUCAGUGAGAUUGUGUGUGUGUGUGUGUGUGUGUGUGUGUGGUGUUGACAGCCCGUAGAAACACUAGAGGCCGAACUGUGUGGAACCUGCACGCAACAAUUUGUAAACUAUGUAUAUCUGUAUUUAUUGUAAUAAACAUGAGGAGUUG